AUGUACGGCUUGCAUUUGCUCACAUGCAUCUGGUACUGGGUGGGAAACGUGCCGGAUGGCUGGGUGCAGGAGCAAGAGUUGAGUGCACAGUCCCUGUCAUCGAUGUAUUUCGCAUCUUUGACUUUAACAUUGUCAAGGCUACCAGCAUCAUCGAUGAAAUGGAACAUGACUCUUCAGACAGAUGGCGAACGAACAUUGGCCAUCGUGGCCACCUUCAUGGCAUUGGCAACGUCAUCGGUUUGCAUCAGCAAGGUGACCAACGUGAUGUCAAGGUGGCAGAGUAUGAGAGAGAAGAGACGCCAGAUUGUUGAAUCCUGA
This is a messenger RNA of Symbiodinium necroappetens, 318 nucleotides long. The record is from the annotation of a GenBank genome assembly. Lineage: Eukaryota; Dinophyceae; Suessiales; Symbiodiniaceae.